Aureobasidium subglaciale EXF-2481 is the source of this 693-nucleotide messenger RNA. RefSeq lists its product as uncharacterized. Lineage: Eukaryota; Fungi; Ascomycota; Dothideomycetes; Dothideales; Saccotheciaceae. The record is from RefSeq and is a predicted model, not a curated record. The transcript is spliced from 3 exons. Bases 1 to 693 code for a protein of 230 amino acids.
AUGUCUAUUAUCUUCCUCCGACCUAUCUUCCUGAUCGCUCUGAUCAUCAACUUGGCCCUCCUCGCCCUCACCAUCUGGGGCGCUCUGACCAUACACAACUCUGACAUCUGGAUUGUCUUCCUCAUCGCUCUGAUCCUCGGCAUCGGCUAUCAGAUUGCCUACGUCCACUUGUGUCGUAAGAAGGCGACCGACCCCGAACAUCACAGCCGCAUCUUCAUCCACCUGCGCAACUUCUAUGACCACAGUAGCGACUCCAGCGAUGGCAUCGACAGUUCAAGCGUUCGCUUCAUACAACGUCCUCGAACCAGUACUCCUGAGUCUAACGCUCCUACUCUCGUCGGUCAUGACGUUCCCCCCCACUGCGGUACUGAAGCGGGCUAUGCCUUCAGAUAUCCUGGCAAGACUGCUGCUACUGUUGCUCACCCUGAACCUGCUCACCCUCGCACCGAGCUUCGCUCUACUACUCCUGGCGUUCCCAUCGUUCGUCUUGAGGGUCGCCGUGGCCGCGUUCUUCUACGCGCCACCAACACUAUCACUUCCACAACCCCUUUGCCUACUGGCUCGGCUCAGCCUUGGGUCUUCCUGCACACUGUCAAGCAGGAAGCUCCCACUGCCCGCACUGAAGGUGUUCGUGGUCGCUUUGUUCUUCGCUCCGUCAAGCCUGCUGCUCCUGUCACCGAGGCUGACAAGUGA